Molecule: messenger RNA, 1870 nt
Organism: Trifolium pratense (red clover)
Lineage: Eukaryota; Viridiplantae; Streptophyta; Magnoliopsida; Fabales; Fabaceae
Exons: 17
Coding region: 117-1691 (524 amino acids)
Biological process (GO): proteasome assembly
Cellular component (GO): cytosol
Source: RefSeq, a predicted model, not a curated record
AACUCGGAUGCUGUGAGUUUUGUUCGUAGAUUUAGCUAUUAUCCCCUUCUCUUUUUCGGUUCUGAUACUUCUUCGGACUUCAUUGAUGUGUUUGCCCUUACGCAGAGCAAAUAGCAAUGGACGAACAAUCCCAACUCCUUGAAGCCGCUACAGAUUUCGCCCACUACCCUGGUUCUCAUAGUGAUCAUUCUGCUACACAAUUUCUCAAUCGCUUCCCCCUUCCACUCAUAAUCAAUGCAUUGCAGACUCAAUUUGAUGUGCCAGGUCUUGAAAGUACUCUAGUUCAAUGCCUUCAAAGGUUAUUCAAAACUAAGUUGGGUGCUUCCUUGAUUCCACAGUAUAUGCCAUUUGUUCAAGUUGGUCUGCAGGCAGAUUCUCAAGCAGUCAGAUCCUUAGCUUGCAAAACAGUCACUUGCCUUCUCAAGAAUCUUGACAAUUCUCACACAGUUGCUGCUCAUCUUAUUAAAGAAUUUAACAUAUAUUCUCUUUUGCUUGAUUGCCUUAUCAAUGGAAACGAAGAUGUGGCAGCUGCGGCAAUCAAUGCAAUAAAGAAGUUGGCUAGUUUUCCUGAAGGCAUGGACAUAGUCUUUCCAUCUACCAAAGGAGGUGAUACAGACCUUGGGAUCAUAGCAUCACAAUGUUCGUCACUGGGUCGAGUUCGUGUAUUGGCUUUAGUGGUGAAGCUUUUCUCUGUAUCUACCUCAGCAGCAUCUGCCAUAUACAGUUUAAACCUACUUAAAUUGUUGGAAGCAGAAAUCAGAAGUGCAGAUGAUACCCUUGUAACUUUAAGCGUUUUCGAGCUGCUGUAUGAGCUAGCAGAGGUUGAGCAUGGUGCAGAAUUUUUGUCAAAGAGUAGCCUCUUUCAACUGCUUUCAUCGAUAAUUAGUGAUGAUUCCUCGGAUUCAAUUUUAAGAUCAAGAGCAAUGAUGAUAAGCGGAAGGAUACUAUCCAAGGAAAUUACAUACUCUUCCAUAGAUGAACCAUGUGCUAAAAUUGUUAUUUCCUCCAUUGAUGGUAGACUUCAGUCCUUGGAGGACCCUUCUAAUAGAGAUGAAUUUGAAACUGCACUUGAAUCGUUGGGUCAAAUAGGAUUAUUUAUCAGAGGAGCUAAAUUACUACUCUCAGGCACAUCACCUGCUGCUAGACAUGUUAUUGAUGCUGCUUUUGAUCGACAAGGACCAGAAAGGCAUGGUAGACAACUGGCUGCAUUGCAUGCUCUUGGAAACAUCUCGGGUGAAACCAGAUCCGAGUCGGACAUCAUACUUGAUGCUGAAGCAGAAGAUAACUUGCUGCGCUUACUCUAUGAAACAGCAUCUAGGAGCUCAAAGCUGACACCAUCGGGUCUUUUUCUGUCAGUUUUGCAGCAAGAUUCAGAAAUCCGUAUAGCGGGUUAUCGAAUGAUAAGUGGAUUGGUGUCUCGACCUUGGUGCUUGAUGGAGAUAUGCUCAAGACAAGAGAUUAUAAAUAUUGUGACCGACCCAAGUACCGAAACCACAAAAAUAGGAAUGGAAGCUAGAUAUAACUGCUGCAAGCGGAUCCACAAAUCAUUGACGCAGUCUAGUGGAGUUUCUGCUGAUCCUGCUUUUGCGGUAAUAGCUGCUAAGCUGCAAGAAGCUGUAGGAAUGGGUCCGUAUCUUCAUAGAAAGCGGGUUGAAGCUCAACCUAUUGUGAUGACGGCCGAUAGAUUUUAGUUUUCGCAAGUUGAUCUUGUAAUAUAUUUGUUCUUUUUAAUGCCAUUUGCAGUGGUAUGGACCAGAAACGUUACUACUAUUUCCUUCAUAGCCAUAAUUUUACAAGGAUGAGAAAACGCAGGUCUAGACUGUAGCGUUUGGUUUUCUUGUCGUUUAAUUAUUAUUUUUUUUGUUGAUAA